AUGUCGAUCGAAAUGGCGGCCUAUUGCUUCGAUGUGAUCCAAGCUUCUCUCAGGGGUACUGUAGAGCCUACAGUACCCCGGGAAAUUCCGGAUAUUGAGAGGUACUGUAGCCAUAAUUUUUGGACCGAAAAUUUUUUUUAUUAAUUUCAGGCCGCUUUUUGUGACGUGGAAAAAGGGGGCCGAUGAGGAUUUGCGAGGAUGUAUUGGGACUUUUUCGGAUUUGAGGUUUUGAAAAUUUGAAUUUUGAAAAUUCUCUAUUCAAAAUUUAAUUUCAGGCUAAGCCGCGGGCUCAAUGAAUAUGCCAAAAUUAGCGCGUUCCAAGAUACACGGUUCCGUCCGAUUACUUUGGACGAAAUUCCGAGUUUACACUGCGGGGUGAGUUGGUUUCAGCCAGGAAAUCUGGAAUCUGCUGAAAAUUCCAGGUUUUUUGGUGUAGAAAUUGUGAAAAAUCAUGGAUUUUGGAGCAUUUUGAGCUCAGGUUUUUUGAAAUGUUUGCAAUUUUGCGGCAUAGUUUUUUCGGGGAGAAAAAAGUACGCCGCAAAAUUGCUUUUUAUUGUUGCAAAAACCUGCCUGAACCUUGAAACUUCAGCAAAAUUCGGAUGAAAAUCAAAAAUUUGCUGAAAUUCCAGGGUUCUCGCGCAGGGAAAUCUAUCGCCAAUUUUUUUUUCAGAAUUUUCAUUUUUUGAAAUUAAAAAUUUUUCGAAAUUUUCAUUUUUUGAAAUUAAAAUUUUGAAACGUGACCUUUCUUAAAAUAUUACCACGUCACUCAUUUUUUCAUGAAAAAUUUUUAUUUUCCUUUUUUUUCAUUUGCGAAAUUUUAAUUUUUAGUAAGUUUAAGUUAUGACGUGGCAAAGUUGAUGCAUUUCCUAAAAAAUCUUAAAAUUUUCAUCUGAAAACCUGCCUGAACCUUGAAAUUUCAGCAAAAUUUGGAUGAAAAUCGAAAAAUUGCUGAAAUUUCCGGGUUCUCGCGCAGGGAAAUCUAUCGCCGAUUUUUGAAUCGAAUUUAAUUUCAGGUCUCGAUUCUGGUUGAUUUCGAAGAUUGCACAAAUUACAACGAUUGGCAAAUCGGAACUCAUGGAGUUCGCAUGCGAUUCAAUUAUCGCGGCUCGAAUUAUAGCGCUGUUUUUUUGCCGGAAGUUAUGCCGGAACAAGGUUAGCCGUCCGGAAAUUGCCUUUUUUGACUGAAAAUUCAGCUUUAAACCAUAUUUUUGAGCCUAGAGAAUCAAUUUUCAGCCGUUGACACGUUGAUUUUCAGAUUCCUCGUGAAAUUCUAGCCCGGAAACAUGUAUAAAACAAAAAUUGUUCACUAGCGGGAUCGAACCCGACCUCUCUAGAUCAGUGAAUUGACCUUUAACCAACUGAGCCGUUUUUUGCCGGGUAAAAGGUCGCGGGUUCGAUACCUCGUGCGCGCUACAUGUUUCCGGGGUAGAAUUUCACGAGGAAUCCGAUAAUCCACGUGGCUAGGUCCAAUUUUCAGACAAAAUCUUAAAAUUUCAGGCUGGAAUCAUGUGCAAACCAUCGACAAUCUCAUCAAAAAAUCAGGAUUUUCUGGAAAAAUCGAUGAAAAUCUGCGAAACUCGCUGAAAUGUGUCCGAUUUCAAAGUCAGAAAUUUGUACUCUCCUAUAACGACUACGUGGCUUACAAGAACUCGAAAAAUUGA
Caenorhabditis angaria is the source of this 1661-nucleotide messenger RNA. The record is from the annotation of a GenBank genome assembly. NCBI's taxonomy places the organism in Eukaryota, Metazoa, Nematoda, Chromadorea, Rhabditida, Rhabditidae.